Molecule: messenger RNA, 1608 nt
Organism: Poecilia latipinna (sailfin molly)
Lineage: Eukaryota; Metazoa; Chordata; Actinopteri; Cyprinodontiformes; Poeciliidae
Gene: ppa1a
Product: inorganic pyrophosphatase 1a
Exons: 11
Coding region: 202-1068 (288 amino acids)
Biological process (GO): phosphate-containing compound metabolic process
Cellular component (GO): cytoplasm
Molecular function (GO): inorganic diphosphate phosphatase activity; magnesium ion binding
Source: RefSeq, a predicted model, not a curated record
AAGCAGGACCAUACAAAAAAAAUUCAGCUUAUUGUAGCUUUGAUAUUUGGCUUUUGAACCUUUGAUACAGGAACCCUCUUGCAGGUAGCUGUGGGUGUUACUAAUCAUUGCGCAUGUCCACUCUCCUGUCCCUGUGAAUCUGAAGCUGCUUAAUCUUGCUGAACAAGUGAACAGAGCACAGAGGGAGAGAUUUAAACCAACAUGAGCUUUACCAUCGAAGAGAGGGGGAGGCCGAACACCCAGGACUACAGAGUCUUUUUCAAAAACGCAGACGGCAAAUACAUCUCUCCCUUUCAUGACGUGCCCAUCUAUGCAAAUGAAGCAGACAACAUUUUUCAUGCCAUUGUGGAAGUUCCAAGAUGGACAAAUGCAAAGAUGGAGAUAGCCACAAAGGAUCCUCUUAAUCCACUAAAGCAGGAUGUGAAGAAGGGGAACCUUCGUUAUGUAGCCAAUGUGUUUCCCCACAAAGGUUAUAUCUGGAAUUACGGGGCUAUUCCACAGACAUGGGAGGAUCCUGGCCACAAGGACAGCGACACAGGAUGCUGUGGGGACAACGAUCCGAUUGACAUCUGUGACAUUGGAAACAAGGUGUGCUCUCGGGGAGAAGUAAUCAAAGUGAAGGUGCUGGGAACCCUGGCUUUGAUCGAUGAGGGUGAAACCGACUGGAAGGUCAUUGUGAUCAAUACUGAGGACCCAGAAGCCGGCGACUUUAACAAUAUUGAUGACGUGAAGCGGCUUAAGCCAGGUUACCUGGAAGCUACCGUUGAUUGGUUCAGACGAUACAAGGUUCCCGAUGGCAAACCUGAAAAUCAGUUUGCUUUCAAUGGCGACUUCAAAGACAGGGACUUUGCGAUACAAACUGUGAAGAGCACACAUGAGUUUUGGAAAGCACUGAUAUCUAAGAAGAGCAACGCUGGCGAGUUAAACUGCAUGAACACCAGUGUUUCUGACAGUCCCUUCUGCUGCUCUGCUGCAGAUGCUGAAGCUGUUGUUAAGUCUGCAUGUGCUUUUGGAACUGAAGAACCCAUUCCAAACUCAGUUGAUAAAUGGUUCUACUAUGAAAAGUGAGAACUUGAACCCACACCAGGAACUUGAAGAGAAUCCUUCUUCCUCCAUAAAUUCAUGAUCAAGUUUGGAAGAUUAAAUCUAAACCAACUUUCAACCUCUUUGUCCCACUGUGUUUUGUGAAUGUUAUUGCCAGCUGAGUAAAAUUAUAUUCUUGUGAAAACACCCUCAUACUUCUUUCAUUCUUUUGUGAACAACAGCCCUUGAAACAGACAUGACAAAUUCCCUAAUAAACAACAGUAUCUCUUUGUAUAUGUAUUUAUUUAUAUACCAUGCUUAUUUUGUAAGGUUAUUGCAUUCUUGAUGUGUUCUAAUUCACUGAACAUGGAUCUAAUGCUUUAUAAUGGAAUUAUAAAAUUAUGGGAAAUAUUUGGAAAAGAUACGCGUCUAUUCAUUCAAAGGCUUUAUCCAAUUUUUUUUUAUUUUUUUUUUGCCAGAUUAUAAUAAUGCUGUUGCAUCUUUGAAGUUCUUAUAAAUUAUUUUAUUGUUGUCGUUCCAUUUCUAUUAAAUAUGAAGGUUAUAUGGUGUGGCUGUAAAGGAGAA